Messenger RNA from Psammomys obesus (fat sand rat), 954 nucleotides. Its product is annotated as olfactory receptor 9G4. Gene Ontology annotation, cellular component: membrane. The record is from RefSeq and is a predicted model, not a curated record. Bases 10 to 954 code for a protein of 314 amino acids. Gene Ontology annotation, molecular function: G protein-coupled receptor activity; olfactory receptor activity; odorant binding. The transcript has a single exon. Gene Ontology annotation, biological process: G protein-coupled receptor signaling pathway; sensory perception of smell. NCBI's taxonomy places the organism in Eukaryota, Metazoa, Chordata, Mammalia, Rodentia, Muridae.
UCUGUGAAGAUGGAGGUGGACAAUCGCACCAUCCUGACUGAAUUCAUCCUGUUAGGCUUCUCAGCAAACCGGCGCUGGCAGCUGAUUCUAUUUGGAAUAUUUCUGACCAUCUACUUGUUGACACUGUCAGGGAACAUGACGCUGGUUGUCUUAAUUCGGAUUGAUUCUAGACUGCAUACACCUAUGUACUUUUUCAUCAGCAGUCUGUCAUUUUUGGAUUUCUGGUAUACUUCUGUAUAUACCCCCAAAAUAUUGGCCACUUGUGUCUCAGAAGACAAGCGUAUUUCCUUGGCUGGCUGUGGGGCUCAGCUGUUCUUCUCCUGUGUUGUAGCCUACACAGAAUGCUACCUGCUGGCCGCCAUGGCUUAUGACCGACACGCUGCAAUUUGUAGCCCGUUGCUUUAUUCAAGCGUCAUGUCUACUUCUCUCUGUACUGGGCUGGUGGCUGGCUGUUACAUAGGAGGGUUUUUAAAUGCCAUAGCUCAUACUGCCAACACAUUCCGACUAACUUUCUGUGGUAAAAAUGUUAUUGAUCACUUUUUCUGUGAUGCACCACCAUUGGUUAAAAUGUCCUGUACAGACACCCGUGUCUACGAAAAAGUUCUUCUUGGUGUAGUGGGCUUCACUGUGCUCUCCAGCAUUCUUGCCAUCCUGAUUUCCUAUUUCAACAUCCUCCUGGCUAUCUUGAGGAUCCAAUCAGCCUCAGGAAGACGGAAGGCUUUCUCCACCUGUGCCUCUCACCUGAUCUCUGUCAUGCUCUUUUAUGGCUCCUUGCUCUUCAUGUACUCAAGGCCUAGCUCAACCUACUCUCUAGAAAAGGAUAAAGUGGCCGCCCUCUUCUACACUGUUGUCAACCCAUUACUCAACCCUCUCAUCUAUAGCCUGAGAAACAAAGAUGUCAAAGAAGCCUUCAGGAAAGCAACACAGGCCAUAUGGCCGCACACAGGAAGGUGA